This is a messenger RNA of Paramuricea clavata, 2320 nucleotides long. NCBI's taxonomy places the organism in Eukaryota, Metazoa, Cnidaria, Anthozoa, Malacalcyonacea, Plexauridae. The record is from the annotation of a GenBank genome assembly.
AUGUGGAAGUGCGAAGGCCAGAAUCGAGAAUACAUCGCUCACUGCGCUGUUGAAAAUGGCAAGCAAAAGUGCUUCGAGAUAAAGAAUGCUCUUUUAGAGGUAGAGGAGUUUACGGACAGCGCGCACGCAUACAACAUCAGAAAAUCGGUAAUAAUAUAAUAAUUUGAAGUACCAUAUGUUUUAAUUAUCUUUCGAAUUCUAAAUUUAGUUGCGAUUGAUGUGUGAAAAGUGGAUAAGUGGGGAGGUACCUAAAUUUCAUGUUGGUGUGUCUGACAAUGCUUCCAAUGUGACACUUGCUCUUAAAAGUGAGACGGUCCUUGAGGCGCCAGAAGAGCUUUGUGCCUGGGCAAUGGUUGAACCCAAAGAGUCGGACGAUGAUGAUGAAGAUCUUUUCCCACCAUUAGCAGCCAUACAUGAAAGAUCGGUGGGAUGUUUUGCACACUUGCUCAACCUUCUAGUUGAAGUAAAUACUAAAUUUCCUUCUGUACUGCACUUGCACAAGUUAUCAUUGUUAACCCAUUAAGUGGCAUUGCACCCUGAUGCACCCUACUUUAGUAUUUUACUCUGUCUAACGCCAGACAAUUUUACUCGUCAAGGGGAGAACGCUGGUGCUUAAAGGGUUAACUGGCCUAUCUGCUCAUGUGUUUAGUUAACCCAUUGAGUGGCAGUGCACCUUGAUGCACCCUACUUUAGUAUUUUACUCUGUCUAACGCCAGACGAUUUUACUCGUCAAGGGGAGAGCGCUGGUGCUUAAUGGGUUAAACGAAUUGUUAAACAAUGCUUUGUCUGCCGUAAGGCCCAUAUUAUGUUUUACCUACGAGGUUUACCUUUCAUAUAAGCAAUAAGCCAAACAGCAAUAAGCUGUCACUGCAAACAAAUUGUUACAAAAACAAAGUAAGUAUGAAUUAUGAAAACAAAAUCAUGUUUCUCAUUGACGUUGUUCCAACGGUUGUUACAGUUCACAUUUCCUUGUGGCAUUGUCAAUUCUGACAUUUUAUUUCUUCAACAUAUAGACAAUCAAUGCCAGUUGCUCGAGCGUUCAAGGAGGCUCAAGAUGCAAUGCCUUGUGAGAAGGGUAAGACGCCUGGUGCCCUUGUUAAAAAUGUAUCAACCCGCUGAACACAUCAUUGGCCAUGUUCAGGUAAAUCGUGACUUAUUUGCAGCAUUCGUGGAUUUGAUAAACUUAUUUAUUAGCAUCCGAAUAGCUGUGACCUAAUUGAGCUUGCUAUAGCUUUGUAACAUAACAAUGUACCUUUUGUUGUUGCAGAUCUUUUGUAAAAAACAAAGCAGCUCUUGCGAUAUUUCUGCGCCGAUUUCGUGAGUUGAGUCUUCCUCUGUUACCAGCGUCUUUGGGAACUCAAAGCAACUUGUGGAACAUUUUGGAAGGACUUGUCAAAGUUCUCACCCCCUUUGAAGAUGCAACCCUUCAAGUUAGCAAGGAUGAGGCAACAUUGUCAGAGUGUAUCCCUUAUGCUCACACAUUGGUAAGUAAUAUAAUUAAAACAAAGACUGACUGGCACUAGUACAUUCGGGGCUUCUGGUUGACUGGUUGUUCAGUUUGGUCAUUAUAUUACUUCUUUCUUCAAUUUUUAUUUUCCCAUACUUUCUAGCUUAGAUCCCUUGAAAAUCUUCAUCACCCAACUGACGAUGAACCACCUGUUACUGGACUGGAAUCGUUUAUAACUGUUCUGAAAGAGAGGAUCAAACCCUGACCUUACAAAUUUCUACCUUCCUAAAUCCAAGGUAUACACAAGUCGUAUAAUAUGAUACUCGUAUUUUGCUUUUAGAAAUUUUUAAACGAUGUCCCCAAUAUCUAAUGAUUAAAAAUAGCAUCUAGUUGUUAUUCCCCAUCAUGGCAAUAAUAACAAUAUGACAUUACAUAUUCUCAGCAAAUAAACUUGCUGAACGUGCCAUUAGCCCAUUACCUAAAAGCAUGAUGAGUGACUUGAGUUUGUUUUAUACAUUUUUCUGCUACAGAUUCAAACUACUUCUUAUUGAUGAGGUUGAGCAAGAUGCCGUCCGGGAGGCUGUGUUAAGGAGUUUGUUCAAUAGCAACGCGAGAGCGUCAGGUGUUGAAGGUGCUGCGACUGAAGGUGAACCUCCAGAGGUUCAUACGUCACACAAAGGGUCACUGCUGACAACACUGACGAAUAUUGUGAGUGAACGCAUGGCCAUGGGGAGUGGAGGUGUAGCUACUGAAUGGCAACCAUUCCUGAGUGCAGAGCAAAAACUUACUGCCUACCUGUCAGAGCCAGACGGCAAAAUCAAUGCUCAGGAUUUACUGGUAUUCCCACAAAAAAUGGCAAAUGGCCUGCUUUGA